Momordica charantia (bitter melon) is the source of this 1095-nucleotide messenger RNA. RefSeq names its product cytochrome B561-1 (gene CYB-1). Lineage: Eukaryota; Viridiplantae; Streptophyta; Magnoliopsida; Cucurbitales; Cucurbitaceae. The record is from RefSeq and is a predicted model, not a curated record. Gene Ontology annotation, molecular function: oxidoreductase activity.
GAAAAAAGGAAAGGAAAAACCCUCUUCCACGAUUCAAACGUUGAAAAAUAUUCUGAACCAAAAAACUGAAAUUUCCAUUGUCUCUCCCAUGGCGAUGAAAGAUUGAAGGAACUAGGGACGCUGGAUCUUAGACAAAGAUCAACAUCUGAACUCAAUUUGAUCAGUGUUUUUCUUUUACUAAACGCUGAAGAACCAAUGGCGGUUCCCGUGGUUCAAUUCCCGAUCUUUAUGGCUGUGAGAGUGCUCGGGAUGAUUGUGGCAACUCUUGUGAUCAUUUGGACCUCGCACUUCCGUGGAGGAUUGGCACUUAUCUCAGACAACAAGGAUCUCAUCUUCAAUGUCCAUCCUGUUCUAAUGGUGAUUGGACUCGUACUUCUAAAUGGUGAAGCAAUGUUAGCAUACAAGACAGCUUCAGGAACCAAAAACUUCAGAAAACUAGUUCAUCUCUCACUACAGUUUGUUGCAUUCUGUUUGAGCCUGAUUGGUGUAUGGGCUGCCCUGAAGUUCCACAACGACAAAGGAAUCGACAACUUUUACAGUCUGCAUUCAUGGUUGGGCCUACUUUCCGUCUUCCUCUUUGGCAUCCAGUGGACUGCAGGAUUCGUAACUUUCUGGUACCCAGGUGGCUCCAGAAACAGCAGAGCUACUCUGUUGCCAUGGCAUGUUUUCUUUGGCGUUUAUACAUAUGGCCUUUCUAUUGCCACAGCUGCCACUGGAUUGUUAGAAAAAGCCACAUUCCUUCAAACCAGCAAGGUAAUAUUACGCUAUUCGAAUGAGGCUUUGCUAAUAAAUUCAUUGGGUAUCCUUCUUGUUCUUCUCGGGGGUCUUGUAAUUCUUGCGGUUAUAGCUCCGCCCAACGGCAAAGGCGAGAUUUUAAGAGGGCCUGCAGAAUAGGAUGAAACAGAAUGCUGCCUCAUAACUGGAACUGGAACGAGUAUUUUGUACUGUGUAUGGAUUACAGCGGCAGUUCUUUCUUGCCGUAAGCACAUCAAAAUCCAACUUGCCUUUAUUCUUAAUUGAGAGAGUUGAUUCAUCCAUGUUCUUUUCUGAUACUUGAAUGAUUUCAAAAGGUUCAUGACACAAAAGUUCACAUCA